AUGAAACGAUAUAUUAAUUUAAGUAAUUAUAAAUACGUGGACAAGCAAAUAAAGGGAUAUAAACAAAAUGAAAAACAAUCAAAUUUCUAUAUGCCCAAUUGUUUUUUCGCUAGUUAUAAAAAUGGAAUAAAGAAUAGUCAGACCAUCUCUCAAACCAAUUUUAAGCAGAUUAAGAUUUUUACAAAAUUGGGGAAAAUAAAAAAUAAGGUGGCAUAUCCUCUACAAUUUGAACUUAGUGAGAAAAAUGAAAAUUUGCAAAACUGUUCUAAACAUAUUUUGAAAAAAAUAGAAAAUGCUAGCAGCAAUGCGACCAAGCUCAGUGUUGGAAAUGCAUUAACAAGUAAAAUAAACGAAUCCAAUUUGAAGUCAUUACAUUUAGGGAAAUUUCACUAUUCAUCAAGUUUGAAUGCUCAUAAUGAAGAGAAAAAAAGUGAUAAAAACAAGAUUAAAGAAAUAAUUAAAAAAAAUAUUAAUAGUUAUAUUAUUUUUUCACGAAUGCAUAUUCCAACUGGUACCUAUUUGACAUUAUAUUCAGCUUUGUGGGGGUAUUUAUUGACAUACGAUGUUAGCAAGCUAUUUUUAGUAAACAAUGAGACAAAUAUAAAUGAAAUAAAAAAUAUUAUUAAAAAUGUUUCUUUAUUUAUUUUUGGAGCAUAUAAUAGUAGAACAAUUGGAUGUAUGAUUAACGAUUUUUUAGAUAAAAAAUAUGAUAAGCAUGUUGAGAGAACAAGGAAUCGUCCAUUAGCAGAUGGAUCAAUAUCUACUCCUCAAGCUUUAAUUUACAUGUUUAUACAUUCAUCUUUAUCGCUUAUGACACUAUUUCAAUUUAGUAAUGAAACAAUAUAUACAGGUUUAUUUUCUUCUUUCUUUAUUAUGACAUAUCCAUUAUUAAAAAGAAUAACAUAUUAUGCACAAGUAUAUUUAUCUUUUACAUUUAAUCUAGGUUUUUUUAUAACAUCAAGUGUGAAUAUAAAUAUAUUAGAAAAUAUAGGACCAUUAAUUAUAAGCUUUAUUCCAUUAUGCUAUUUGACAAUUAUUUAUGAUACAAUAUAUGCACAUCAAGAUAAAACAGAUGAUAUUAAAUUAAAAUUAAAAUCGCUAGCUAUAAAAUGGGAUAAAAAUACUAUAAAAUAUUCUAAAAUAUUAAUUAUUAAUAUGAUUUAUUUACUUUAUAUAUCAGCAUAUCUAUUUGAUAUGCAUUAUUCUUAUUAUGCAUUUACAACAUUUAAUGUUGCUUAUUUAUAUUAUUUAAUUAAUGGUGUAUCAUUAGAUGAUAAAGAAACAUGUAUGAAUUUUUUCAAAAAAUCGAAAAAUAUUUUAUUCUUAUUUUUUCUAGCUUCUUUAACUGCAAAAAUGUUUGAAGCUUUAGAGAAAAAGAAUAAUGAUAAAGGGGGCUCAACUGAAAUCGAAAACAAAAAUACAGAAUGA
Molecule: messenger RNA, 1428 nt
Organism: Plasmodium vinckei vinckei
Lineage: Eukaryota; Apicomplexa; Aconoidasida; Haemosporida; Plasmodiidae
Product: para-hydroxybenzoate--polyprenyltransferase, putative
Exons: 1
Coding region: 1-1428 (475 amino acids)
Biological process (GO): ubiquinone biosynthetic process
Cellular component (GO): mitochondrial inner membrane
Molecular function (GO): transferase activity, transferring alkyl or aryl (other than methyl) groups
Source: RefSeq, a predicted model, not a curated record